Messenger RNA from Nezara viridula (southern green stink bug), 270 nucleotides. Lineage: Eukaryota; Metazoa; Arthropoda; Insecta; Hemiptera; Pentatomidae. The record is from the annotation of a GenBank genome assembly.
AUGUGCCACGAACUAGUGCAGCAUACCAAUAGCUCUCUGCAAUCAGCCGAAAAGACAAAGGUUAUCGACCUGCAAUGUCCUCAUCGUUCCAAGUUAGCCCUGAAUAGAGUUGAAGAAACCCUCAAGAGAGCUCUAGAAGGUGAAGAUCAUGUCUAUAUUAAGGUUAGUCUAUUUCUAAAGCUGGAGACACUCCAGAGCGUUGAGCAUCCAGCGGUUUGGCUCAGCUUCAUCCCAUGCGUUAUUCCUAGCAGAAAUAUUUAUCCAUCUUAG